Messenger RNA from Arabidopsis thaliana (thale cress), 2308 nucleotides. RefSeq names its product Squamosa promoter-binding protein-like (SBP domain) transcription factor family protein (gene SPL13A). Bases 757 to 1836 code for a protein of 359 amino acids. NCBI's taxonomy places the organism in Eukaryota, Viridiplantae, Streptophyta, Magnoliopsida, Brassicales, Brassicaceae. The record is from RefSeq and is marked reviewed. The transcript has 3 exons. Gene Ontology annotation, cellular component: nucleus. Gene Ontology annotation, molecular function: DNA binding. Gene Ontology annotation, biological process: positive regulation of DNA-templated transcription.
CUUUCCUCUUUCUCUUAUUUGCAUUAUUGAAGUAGCAGCCACACUUGUUGUCUCCACUUUCUCUUGCUAAACUCCAUCAUCUUCUCUUUCUUUUUUUUCACUUGUCCCAUUUUUUUAUAUUUUCAUCUUUCUCUUUUGGAGUUUCUUCUUCUACUGACUCUACUGGUAGGUGUAUGGAUUUGGUAAGAUUUCUCAACCUUCAAACAACAAACUUUUCUUAUUCUAUAGUUUUUUUUAAUGUAAUAACAUGUUUAUAAUCUUACUUUAAUCUUUCAUUUUUAUUGCAUUUUUUUAAUUCUUGCUUGGAAUUGAGUAGACAGAAAAAAAGUUUUUUGUUUUUUUUUUUGUUUUCCUUUCUUCCCAUUUUGUGGGAUCUGUUCUAGUUUCUAUGUUUCUGCACUUCUCAUUUCGUUUUUUCAGUACAAUUAGUUUGCCUUUUUUGGGAUUUUUUUUUUGUUUUUUUUUCAAUAUCAAAAUAGAUCAUUUUGUUAGAGCUUCAACUACAAUUUCAGAGUACUCUUUAUAAUUGUGUUUUUGCUUUUUGCUUAUGCUUUUUUAUUUUCCUUCAUAUGUAUUGAAGUUGAAGUUUAAUUGAGUUAAAGAUUCAUGGGUUUUAUGUUUACUAGUUGUUUUUGCUGUUUGUUCUUAAAUUUAGAGUACCAAUAUCAAAAAGGACAAAUCUUGAUAUUGCUUUGAUUGCUGUUGUGUAUGUAUGUGUUUUUAUAGUGAGAGAAGAAAAAAAAGCACAAUCUUUGAAUGGACUGGAAUUUCAAACUUAGCUCUGGUUAUUUAUCUGGAUUCGAUCAAGAACCAGAUUUAUCACCAAUGGAUGGUUCGAUCUCGUUUGGUGGGUCGUCACAGUCAAAAGCGGAUUUUUCAUUUGAUCUAAAACUUGGAAGAAACAUUGGAAACUCUUCCUCUGUUUUUGGUGAUACAGAGCAAGUGAUUAGUCUUAGUAAGUGGAAAGAUAGUGCUUUAGCUAAACCAGAAGGUUCAAGAAGCUCGAGUUCAAAGAGAACAAGAGGGAAUGGUGUUGGAACCAACCAGAUGCCGAUUUGUCUUGUUGAUGGAUGUGAUUCUGAUUUUAGUAAUUGUAGAGAGUAUCAUAAGAGACAUAAAGUUUGUGAUGUUCAUUCAAAAACUCCUGUGGUUACUAUUAAUGGUCAUAAACAGAGGUUUUGUCAACAAUGCAGCAGGUUUCAUGCUUUGGAGGAGUUUGAUGAAGGGAAGAGAAGUUGUAGGAAACGUCUUGAUGGACAUAAUCGAAGACGACGGAAGCCGCAGCCUGAACAUAUCGGUCGUCCUGCCAACUUCUUUACGGGUUUUCAAGGUAGCAAAUUGCUAGAGUUUUCUGGUGGUUCACAUGUGUUUCCAACUACAUCUGUGUUGAACCCGAGCUGGGGAAAUAGUCUUGUAAGCGUUGCUGUAGCCGCCAAUGGUUCGAGUUAUGGGCAGAGCCAGAGCUAUGUUGUUGGUUCUUCUCCUGCAAAGACAGGGAUAAUGUUUCCAAUCUCUUCUUCUCCAAACAGUACCAGAAGCAUAGCAAAACAAUUCCCUUUCUUGCAAGAAGAAGAAAGCUCGAGAACCGCAUCGUUGUGUGAGAGAAUGACGAGUUGCAUCCAUGACUCUGAUUGUGCUCUCUCUCUUCUGUCAUCCUCCUCGUCGUCAGUCCCUCAUUUGCUUCAACCACCACUUUCUUUGUCCCAAGAAGCAGUUGAGACAGUUUUUUACGGGUCGGGAUUGUUUGAGAAUGCGAGUGCAGUCUCUGAUGGAUCGGUUAUAUCCGGUAACGAGGCUGUCCGUCUUCCGCAGACAUUCCCGUUUCAUUGGGAGUAGUAGAAGAAGAAGUAGGUAGAUAGAUAGAAUCAGAAAGAUCUAUUUGUGUCUCUUCUCUUCUCCCUCAUUUUUCAAUGUUCUUUAUCAUCAUCAUUGUUCUUGUUAACACUACAAGAAAUAUGGACAUUCUUAACACACCGAAAACGCUAUAAUAACGUUUACAUAGCGGAUUCAUAAACGCUGUGUUUGCCGGAGCUAUCUUAGAGUGGUCACAUACAAUAGCGUUUCUUGCUAUGCUAUUAAAUGUUCACAUAUUAUGGCGUAAAAGAAAUGCUUUGAUUUCCUUUGUUAUUGCACAAUUUUGAUGUUAUACUUUUGUAACUCUUUUUAAGGGCUAUAAACUAUUAUUUUGUAGCUAUAUUUUAUAGGCUAUGAUCUGAUAUGUUGUAGCUUUAUUUUUUUGGCUAUAAAUCUAUAAACAGCCUAUAAGUUUGGGACAUUUUGUUACACAUUUGCAAGAAACCUCUUUUUG